Calidris pugnax (ruff) is the source of this 2213-nucleotide messenger RNA. RefSeq names its product ankyrin repeat domain 66 (gene ANKRD66). The transcript is spliced from 3 exons. Gene Ontology annotation, molecular function: protein binding. The record is from RefSeq and is a predicted model, not a curated record. Bases 328 to 876 code for a protein of 182 amino acids. NCBI's taxonomy places the organism in Eukaryota, Metazoa, Chordata, Aves, Charadriiformes, Scolopacidae.
CAACAUCCUGGAGAAAAGCAACGUGGUUUUGCCUUUUAUAUAAAGGGCUGCACUUUACCUCGGGUUUUCAUGGCUGUAAAUUCAACAUCACCAUCAGUUUGUGAUCGCUUGUUUGAAGAUAAAUUAUUUUUAUUCUUCCUAUCAUUCCUCUUUCCUUUUUUUUUUUUUUAAGUUUUAUAAAUCCUGGUUUCUCACUGUGCGUGUCUCAUUUUUAACCCAGAUGCUGCUUGAUCUGUUAAAAUUGCUCUUGAGAGGAGCCGAUACGUCAGCGACCACCCACUAAACGACCAUCACCCUUUUACCAGGCACCUUUCUGAAGAGCGCAGCAUGACAGAGCUCCACGAAGCUGUGGCCUUGGGGGACUAUGACUUGGUGGAUGAGAUUUUGAGGACAGGGCGCUGUGACCCAAAUCACAAGGAUGUGGACUGGCAUGACAGGACCCCGCUGCACUGGGCUGCGGCAAAAGGGCAAUCAGAGCUGGUGAGGCUCCUCGUGGACCACGGCGCCCGGCAUUGCCUGCGGAGCGACGUGGGCUGGACGCCGGCUCACUUUGCUGCGGAGUCGGGGAGACUGGGGGUUCUUCGCACCCUCCAUUCCCUGCACGCUGCCAUGGACGCGGCCGACCUCUUCGGAGACACUCCCAGGAGGCUUGCGGAGAUCUACGGGCACCAGGACUGCUCCAGGUUCUUAGAAACAGCAGAGGUGGAGAGCAGGAACUACCGCAGGACAGCCGCAGCGAAAGGAAUCCCCUUAGACCAGCGGGAUGAAGACUGGGAACUCAAGAAAGAAGAGCUUGAGAGAAAUCCACCAUGUUCUUGGGAAAAAUACACACCCUCUGCUCGAAAGAAAAAUAAAAAAAGAGGGAGGAAGCAGUAGUGUGCCCGGAGUAUUUGGUGCCACUGAGAACUCGCAAUGCAGAGCAAAGACACUGGCAGACCUCGGGUGCAUCUGCAGGGUGAAAUAUGGACGCCCAGGAGAAGCAGAUAGACACACGAAGGCAUUUUGUGAUGUACUGGAAAUAUUGUCAUUAAUCGGGAGCAGGUAGAAAUGCUUCUGUCUGUCUGCAUGUCUAUGCGUAAUCAGAUCUCAAAUAUCAGAAAACUGCAAAAGUAGUUUAAAUAUGCUAAUGAUCUAAUUCACUGAAAUGUAUAAAUUUACAAAAAUGACAUCAAUUACCCAUAUGAUCUGAGAAGGAAAUGGUUUUGCACCUAAUUGAUUCAUGAAAGCAUCCAGGACCGUGGUUCUGUUCACUCUGGUGACGUCUGUGGCUUUUUCUUGUCUGCUUCUGGUCCUGAGCCAACCAGGGGGCUCUAUAGAGGUUUGUAGCCUCUGGUGGUGCCUCUCUCUUUUCGUCGGGACUGGGGUGUAGUGGCUUCUUCUGGCUGAACGGGAAAUGUUGAUGUUGACCUUUUACUGGACACAUGGGUCUAAACAGCCUGUAUCUACCACUCCUGGCCCAGCAGAAGGAAAAACGUGCUCCCUCGUUGCUGCUUUCAGACAUCUGUGACUGCCAAGACAGACAGAGCACUGCCUUAUUUUUAGCAGUGCCCCCAGUCACUUCUAUGUCUAUGCUCAUUGGAAUGUUGUGGAACUGGUCCUGAGAGAUCCCUCUGCUCAUCAAUCCCAUCUGCUUUCCAUGGCAAAAGCAUUUUUAACUCUUUCACUUCUCAACCAUAAAAAAAUUGAACUUGACCCAAAGCAGUUUUCCAUACCAUGCCAGCAUUGAGCACACACCCAUAUUGCCUUCUGACAUCUUUUAUGUGUCUCCCUCCUUUCCCCUCUGCUUCCCCUCCACCACCCAAACCUGGUUCUUCUGGAGUACCUUGAUUACAGGUGUCCUUCACAACCAGCCACAACACUCAGUCAUUGCAAUCGCAACCAACAAAGCUUUGACCCAUCUCCCUCUUCUAGGUUUCCAGGGACUAAUUCAGCUGUCUACACAGAGGUGUCUAAUGCCACCUGAGAUGCUCUCAAGUACCCAGGCUGACCCUUGCAGGCAUCCAGAAGAUACUGUACUGUAGCUCCCAACACUGUGCAGAUGUCUCACAUACCAUACAACUUCUCAGGUGACUCGAAAUGCCCGUGGUCAGAAACGAGUCAAGCUUCAGCUUUGUCUUUAGUCAUUUGCACUUUCCAAGCCAUAUGAAAAGGCAACACCAUUCACAGUUGGCCUGGAUUAGUGACAGUUCAGGUGGAGACAUUUGUGGGACAUA